Nilaparvata lugens (brown planthopper) is the source of this 5795-nucleotide messenger RNA. RefSeq lists its product as uncharacterized. The record is from RefSeq and is a predicted model, not a curated record. Lineage: Eukaryota; Metazoa; Arthropoda; Insecta; Hemiptera; Delphacidae.
GCCAAGACGACCAGUGGCCAGUCUUUAGUCGACCGUCGAGCCGACAACAUCUGAGCGAAGUUCGUGAGUUUACUGUGCGUAGUGUUGUGACGAACGUCAUGUGUAGUUCUAUCAGCAGCAGAUAACGAUGGCCGAUCCACCUCCCGCUCACCACUGCAAGGACUGCGGCCUUGUCUUCGACAGCGGAAAGUCCCUCGAUGUGCAUCUCCACUACCACAAGGAGAACCUGCUCAGCAAGUGGGCGCAACAACAGCAGUCAGGUGAGGAGUCCAACAACAACCAUGUGCAACAACAGAAGAAGAACAACAGGGCACCUCCAGUUCCCACACCGGACAGUUCGGACAACCGCUACUACCAACAGAACUACCUCGUAGCACCUCAACAAUCAACCGAAGAUCCAGGGUUCAUCUUGGGGACAGGUACGGGGUUCCCGCUCAUCACCCGUACCCCAACCCCCAACUCUUCAUCUUCACCCUCGCCGCAUCAUCACAACUCUAACAACUUCCGCUACCACCCUUACCAGCAGUAUCAUCCGGCACCCUCACCCGAUCAACAACAACACCGGAAUGGGUUAGUUUCCUCAUCAUCACCACAACAGUGUGACAAGUGCGGGUUUAUCUGUGAGUCUACUGUGCAAUUGAUGGAGCACAACGCUGUGGCUCACAACAACCACGUGUUGGAUCAACAACAACAACACCACAACAUGUUCCAAAUCAAAGCGGAACCAUCGCAAGCUGAGAUUCUGGAUUUGGAUUCCCACAAGGUUCAUGUCUACCAGCCGCCUCAGCGUCCUCAGGCCAACAUCGAGCAGGAUAGGUCAGUGUCAGCGUUGAUGUCCUGGGUCAACGACAACAACAAGGAACAACAUCGGUUCCAUCAACAGAGUGGCGGUUUAGCGUCGCCUGAUUGUUAUGGGGGAGCAGUGUCAACAACAACUCUAACUCCACCUGAGCCUGACCCAAUCACGAGGCAUCGAGGUGACAACAACAGUGCUUAUCACCCUUAUGAACAACAACAACAACAUCUUCAACAACAGCAGGUGAACAAUCAGAUCAGUAGUACCCAACUGCCACCAGCAGCUUCUACUCCUCAACAAGGAAAUGGUGGAGGAGGAGGAGGGAAGACAAAGUCGACGGGCAAUGGAGGCUCCUGGAAGUCGAACGAGGCGCGUCGUCCGAAAACCUACAACUGUUCGGCGUGUAAUAAGUGGUUCACUAGUUCGGGACAUUUGAAGAGACAUUACAAUACAACCUUGCACAAAAACGCGGUGAAAUCCAGUGGUGUACCCGACCCCGCGUCUAUGCCGAUCAGUGUACAUCAUCAUCCCCAGAAGGAGAGUAGUGGAGGAGGGUUUAAUCAGAGCCAGAGUAGUCCACCCCCGGAGCCGACGUCACCGCAGCCGGUCGAGGAGCCACCCCCGCAGCCGCCUCCGCCACCACCGCCUCCACUACAACCGAUACCAUCGUCUCAGCAUCACUUGAACCACUUCAACCAUUUUUUACCGAGUCCCCCAAACUUGAUGGCAGGCUCCUCGGAAGUAACGGGGGGCCUGCUUUUACACACCACGCCCUACACUCACCACGAUCUGUUGCUGACUCAGCAGCAGCAGGCGGCUAUCUCCAGUCCGCCCCCGGGGGGCCUUUUUCCCCCGCCGCCGCCGCCUUUUUCCCCCCAGGGUUCGUUGCAUACCAGCCCCACCUUCACGAGCCCCCCUCAGCCGAACCCAAACUUCCAGCCCCCCCACGUUUCUACCAUCGGACAGCCGGUUAUCACCAGCAACAACACUUCUGGUAGUAACCUCGUCGACAUCUACCGACAACUGCUGACCACGACAGACACCGACAACGCGAGACCGCUCCCCAGCUUCUCGCAACAGUUUGUCAACCACUUUUGUGUCGCUGCCUGCAGUUGUCAGCAGCUCCAACCACGUGGGGGGGCCCUAUUUGACGCCGUCUUUGACGACAACAUCUUCUACACUCAACAGCGACCCGCUAUAAAGAUUGAAGAGGAGGAAAUCGGGGAAGAAACGUCGUCUCCGUCCACCGAGUUCCCGACGUCCACUCAGCAGACCUCACCGACGAUUUUUGACUCUGGGAUGAAGUUUUCAACACAAACCUCUCCAACAAUUUUCAAUGAGGAGGAUACUGCCACUUCACGUCUAAAGUUUCCCACACAAUCGUCUCCAACCAUGUUCAAUGCUGAACAAGAUGUAACUUCACGUUUGAAGUUUUCCUCACAGAUUUUUAGUGGUGGAGAUUCUGCUUCGCGUGUGAAAUUUGCUACAGCACAGAGUUCACCAUCAACGAUUUUCAGUGGAGAGGAAACUCCUCGUGUGAUCAUGAAGAGUGAGGAGGAAAUCAAGAGCGAGGUGGACAAUGCAUCCUUGUACGAGAUGAUGAUGAUGAAUGAUGAGAGUGUAGCAACUGAGAAUAGUGAGGAUAAUUCGCAGGUGUCCAGUACAAUCGAAUCAAGUCCUCCAGUGAGACAUCAAGAAAUUCGUAAAGAGGAGAAAUUGUACCGGUGCGAGGACUGUGACAAGUUUUUUAAUAAAGUUUGCUACUUGACACAGCAUAACAAGAGUUUCCACGCGGGAAAUAAGCCUUACAAAUGUGAGCGGUGUGGCAAACGGUUUGUGGCGGAGACCGAACGUCAGGUGCACCUCAGCAAACACGCCGGCGACAAGCCCUACAAAUGCGAGAUGUGUCCAAAGCAGUUCAACCACAAGACGGAUCUCAGACGUCACAUGUGUCUUCACACAGGAGACAAACCGUUCACAUGUGAGCAGUGCGGCAAAGGAUUCAUCAGGAAAGAUCACAUGCUGAAGCACUGCGAGACGCACAAGCGACGGCGUGCCGCCCCCAAUCAGUCGCCGCACCAGGCCCAGGUCCGCAAGCAGCUCAGGAUGAAGCUGGAGCAGAGCGGGAAACUUGGAGUGGCUGCUCAACCCACCGCGGCGCCCAUGGCAGUUAUGCAGAUGGUAAUGUAGUGUGCUGUUUUUAGUUACUUGUUUACCAUCUUAGCUUUCUCUCUCUCUCUCUCCUAUGUACCGGUCGUAAGAAGAUAAUCCAGAAUCCAGACAGUCAAGUUCAGAGAUUACUAUUUUAAUGAUACACUACUUUGAUAUUGGAAGAGAAAUUAGACCUCUGAAUUACCUUUUAUAUUAUAUACAACUUUGAUAGUUGUAGAAUUUCUGUUUUUUAGUUUAAUUUUAAUGUCUAUUUUUGAUACAUUUUAUUUUGGAAUUUUCUUAACAUUUAGUUUGAUACUAUUAGUUCAGAAUUUACCUUUUUUAAUUAUAGUUAUAAUUAUACUUUGAUAGUUGUGAAUUACCCUUUUUUUAGUUAAAUUUUAAUAUGUAUUUGUGAUACAUUAUACUUUAAACAAUCUUUCUUCAGUUUGGUACAGUUUUCUGUCAAACCGUGAAGAGGAAUGUUUUUUUAUUUUAUUAUCAUCAUGUAAGUCUAAUCGGUGAUAAAUAUAGUUCAAUUUUCCAAUCAAGUCCAUAAGUGAUCCAUAUAAUAUAUUCUGUAGUUUAGAUUUUCCCAAAUAGUUUAAUUUUAUCAGUUUAGCAAGGUUUUUUGCCACACCGUAGAUUACAAGAAAUUCCUUAUUAUAACCUAUCAAUAAUUGAUUGAAUCACCACCCCGUCUUGAUUUAGAAGGCAAACUCAUAAUUGGCGAAUUUUUCCCGGUUUCAACAAUCCCUCAACCGACUCCCGGCUCAUUAUUAAUGAGCAUGUUUUAUUUUAUUAGUGAGUACGGUUCAAGAUUGAUGUCCCUGCUUUCCAUUACAGGAGAAAGUAUUGACAAUUUGUUUUAAAUAUAAUAAUUAUUUUUUAUUAACAUAAAUGUGUAUCUGUGAUACAAAUCAUCUAAUUCCUCAUGCAAUCGUUUUCGCAUCAAUUUUGAUGAGUACUAAUUUUGACAAUUGAGUAUAGAUCGAACUGAGCGAUUCAUAUUUCUUAUUAUCACGAAUUUUAUAACUGAAACAGUCGCAUUUAAAUGGCAGUUUCCAGAUUUGUAAAGCAUUUGACAGUAGUCAAUUGUAAAGUAGAUUUCGUGAACUGUAUUAUUUUAUUUUAUACACGCGAUUUAUAUUGUUCUAUUUAUUUAUUUUAUUUUAUUUUCAUUUAUUCUAUUUUGUUUUUUGUGAUCAGUUGUAUCUGAAGCCAAUCGAUAGAUUCGACUUUUUUUAUCGAAUUAUUAUGAAUAUCAUUCCUUAAUGUAUAAUGUAGCCAAAAGUGUUCCAUCUUAUAAAAAAUACAAUAAAUUUUGCAGUUAUUUUUCGUUUAUUAUAUUUGAUAAAUUAGUUGCCAUAAUCAUUGACGGUUACUCCCAGUUUUUAUUCACAUUAAUUCAUCCCAUUUAUGAAGUAGAUUACAAGAAUGGAAGGAUCUCAACUAGUUCUAUAACAUGCUAAUUGAUUAAUUAUUAUAUAAUCAUUUCCCGGUUUCAAUCUUCAUCAUCAUUAUGACUCUCUUCACAAUCACAUAGAUUGUAUUCAGCCAAAUUUAUCUCUCGAUUACUAUAACUAGAUGAUUAUAAUGAAAUAACUACGGUAGAUGACGAUUCGAAAUUGAAAGUCCUUAUCAACCAAAGGUACUGUUCCGAAUGAUAUUAUCUGCCUGUUAUCAGUAAUAAACAGUUGUCUCAUUCAGUUCGCUUUCUCCAAUGUUAUUUCUAGAACCUUUCAUUGAUUAUCCUACCAAUUUUCAACUUUUGUUGAUUCUAAUUUCGGUGUUUUGAUUGAACUAUUCAAUACUAUUGUAUUGUAAUAAUUCAUGCCUCCCUUCGACCCAUUUAUUCUCUAGUGCUAAUUUUGAACUCUUCCCAGAAACCUUUUUCAGUUUCUGUGAGUUUUGAGUUUUUCCAAGAGAUUCAUAAGAAGUGUUUAGCUGCGUUUGCACCAAAGUUAUUAACAAAAUGUUAAUAACUUAGUUCUUAUAGAUUCUAGACUAUUAGAUUGAACAUAAUCUUAUCAUACACAUGAUGAACAUGUCAAGUUCUGUUCAAUCAAAUAGAAUCUAUGAGGAUUAAGUUAUUAACAUUUUGUUAAUAACUUUGGUGUAAACCAAGCUUAAGACUACAAUUAUUAUAAGUUUCCAUUCAAGUUUUUGAUUCACAAGUCUUUAUUUCUAUUCCAUAUAUUUUUGUUCAAAUUAUGUACCAUUAUAUUCAUUUACUAGUGAUAUAGGAGACACAUUCUCAAUUUCAUCUACAUAUUAUUCUUCUACGUAAUUUACUCCAAUAUUGGAUCUCAUAAUAAUAUUCACGUACACGUAAAUCUUUCCUGAAUUCAUUCCAUGUAAGUUGUAAUUUAAUGAAUAGUAUAUUAUUAUUUCAAUAUUUAUCACUUUUUAUGCUUUAAUUUUAUGAUCAUCUUAAUUCAGUUUUUAUUUUAGCAUAAGAUUAGUAAUAAUUUUUCAAUUGAAAAGAAGAAAUUUUGCUUUAAACAGGAUUAAAGUACAGAAGUUAGGAAAGAGUAGGCAGGUACCGUUGUUUUCUCUCUGAUGUAAGUUAGAAGCUGUUGAACUGUCUGGAUUGUCUUUAUUUUCGGGAACUCUAUUUUCAUUUUCCUUGUGAUCGGAACAUUAGAAAGAGAGAGAGGAAGUCUAGUGGAUGGAAGAAACCAUUUUUGAAAACUUGUUACUGAUUUUGAUACCAUACAAAAGUUCCUAAACAUAAUUGUUAAGUUACAGAACCGUGAAUAAUAGACGUUUACAACUCAGGGCAAUUAUAUACACAGUAGCCAUAUCUUUGUUCCUCCAUUAUUAUUGAAGUAUUAUGUAGACUUGC